Carassius carassius (crucian carp) is the source of this 1366-nucleotide messenger RNA. RefSeq lists its product as uncharacterized. Bases 33 to 1076 code for a protein of 347 amino acids. Lineage: Eukaryota; Metazoa; Chordata; Actinopteri; Cypriniformes; Cyprinidae. The transcript has 8 exons. The record is from RefSeq and is a predicted model, not a curated record.
GUUCAGAGGUUGGGUGACCUUAGUCUUUUACCAUGACGAGAUCAGGUGCCUUCAAACUCAGCAUUGUCUUCUUUCUCACCUUAAUCCUGUGUCUACCAGAGUUUUUUCCAGAAAUAUCUCAAAUUAAGUUUAUCUGUGAGCUGUUUGACCCUUGCACUCCUGAAAAUGAUGCACAGGUGUGUGCUCCAGAUGACCCUCCAUGUGUGACAGAAAAGAUAAAUGGCAGCAGUCAACACACACAUGAAGACUGGUAUCUGUGUAAGACUGAAAUAGAUCUGCAGCUUCUCUACAACAAUACCUCAGAGUCAGAAAUGGAUGUGAAAGUGGUACUGGCAAUGAAGGCAGGCAAUCUCUCUGGAUGGAACAUUAGUGUGUAUGCGUUUCUCAACAACACUGAUCUGUACACUGGACCCCAAAAUGACCAGAGACUCUUCUCCUGCUACCUCCCUCCAGAAAACAGCAAAUGUCCAGAUCUGAACAUAACUAUGCAUGAAAACACCAGCACUCCAAUACAAGACACCUCGAUUUUAAAAACCAUUACUUCUGCAAACCCAGCCACCUCUUCGCUCAAAACAACUACACUAUCUUUCCAAGCAACAGCUUUUACAGAUGAGCUGAAGUGCCAACCAAACAGCAGCAGUUUCCUCUUUUACUACCAAGAGCAAAAUGAAACAGCAAGAUCUGCUGCAUUAUCAGCGACACAAACAAGAAAAGCUGGCCGGUGGUGUGUGAUCACUUUGGUGUGGUUUGCUCUGGUACUGACUGUGGUUGUGGUGACACUAGUGAGUGUGGGCAGUCUGAUCUUCAAGAGCAGAAAACAGAGAAAGUCCCACUUGGCCACAUUUGUGCCUGAUUCAGCCAGUGGACAUCAGUUCAAAGAGCUCAGGAAACAAAAAGGAAAUUUAAUGAGAGAUGCCCCUGAUGUGUCCAUAGCAAUAUGCAGCAUAAGUGAUGGUGGUGUAUUCUCUCAGAUCUCUUCAGUGGAGAACAGAACAGAUGAAAACCUUCUGAAGGUAGAUGACAUCAAGAGAAGUAAGUUUUGGGAUAUUUUUAUGCAGUGUGACAGAGCACAAUAAUUACAGGCGAAGUGUCCUGGAACUGAUUUAAUAAUGAAAAUUCUGUUAUCAUUUAUUCACCUCACGCUGUUCCAACCAGGUGACUUUCAUUUUCUGUGGAAUAUAAAUAAAGAUGUUUUGAGAAUGUCCGUGCUGUUCAUUUCCAUGUAAUGAAAGUGAAUGGGGUUCAGGGGACGGCAAGCUCUAAAGGGACACAAAAGCACAUGUGUGACUCUUCUGGAGCAAUAAGAUAACUUUGUGUGCCAUGGGCUGUGGUCAUCAUUCGCUUUAAUUGCAUGUAAUAGCAGACA